This is a messenger RNA of Ictidomys tridecemlineatus (thirteen-lined ground squirrel), 3950 nucleotides long. The record is from RefSeq and is a predicted model, not a curated record. Lineage: Eukaryota; Metazoa; Chordata; Mammalia; Rodentia; Sciuridae.
AUGUUCAAAGGCAACAAACCCUCACCACCUGAGAUUAUCCCAGGCGGAUGGAGGUUGCCCGCGGCCCGCUCAGGUCCCGCCACAGGGAGCGAGGAACCUGAGAACAAGCCGCGUUGGAUUGCAGGAAAACAACACCUGCUGGCGCGAGUGUGUGCACCGGGCAACCCGCGCCUCGCGCACUCGAAUACAGUCACGUGCGGCAAUGACCACAUCCGGACAGCGCUGGGCUCCCCGAAGAUUGUAUUUCCCGGGGGUGCCGAAGCCGUCUCAGUUUUGGUUCGGAGGAAACUGAGCCACAAAGAGGCCCAAGAAAUCCAGGCCCGUGGUCUCCGUGCCCACGUUGGUGGCCUGAGCUGGAAUCUGCACCGGGGCAUCUGCCCCGCUGUGCUUUAUGCGCCCCCUGCUCUCUGCAGAGCGGUGAAGCUGUCCCUGAAGAAGCCCACUUCCGCUGUGUGUGUGGCGGGAGUCGAGACGCUGGUGGACAUCCACAGUGAUGUGCCCAAGGGCGCCAAGAACUUCGACGUCUCUGGGAGCUCCAAGUUGGAUAUCUUUGUGGCCUACGAUUCCACUCGGGUGACAGAGCCUGCGGGCAAGGCGCCCUGGCCCCUGGACACCAGUGUGGAGGUCAUCGUUUCUGCAGACAAAGCCAGUAAGGACUUCAAUGACCUCGAGGUGAAGGUGGCCUACUUCGGGGCGGAGGGGGGCGAGGCCCUGGGCCGCAGCGUGCUGCUCCUCACCUGCGUGGACGUUUCCCUGGACGUUGACACUGACCGCGUGGGCAAGGUCAGGAGAAGCGGCCGUGACAAGAAAACCUGGCGCUGGGGCCCUGAGGGCCACGGGGCCAUCCUGCUGGUUAACUGUGACAAGGACAGUGACAACUCUGUGGGGCCUGACCUGCAGAACAGCCGGCUGAUGUCCCUGGAGGACCUGCAGGACAUGUCCCCCCUGGUGCUCAGCUGCGACGGCCCCGACGAGGUCUUCCGCAGCCACAGGCUGGUCCUGGAGGCGCCCUGGCCGGACGCCAGGCGGCUGCGGGUCUUCUGCGCGCAGGGUGAGUGGUGCUGGUCCCCCCUUGCCACCGCGAGGGGAGGAGGCGCGGGUAGCCCACUUCACAGAGAGGGAGACUGAGGCCCAGAUGCACUGUGGCUUCACCUCCUCCCCCUGUCUCCUCCUGUCCCCCAGACCCUGCCGGAGACGCCCCUCUUCACAGACACCGUGGCCUUCCGCGUGGCCCCCUGGAUCAUGACCCCCAACACCCAGCCCCCUCUGGAGCUCUACGUGUGCAGUGUGAUGGACGCUUACGGCUCCAAUAAGAAGUUUCUGGACGACAUGGCCCACCUGGCCUCCAAAGCCAACUGCAAGCUGGUCAUCUGCCCGCGGGUGGACAAUCGGAACGACCGCUGGAUCCAGGACGAGAUGGAGUUUGGCUACGUCGAGGCCCCUCACAAGUCCUUCCCCGUGGUCUUGGACUCUCCCCGGAACAGGGGCCUGCGGGACUUCCCCAAGAAGAUCCUGGGUCCUGACUUUGGAUAUGUGACCCGGGAGAUCCUGUACGCCGGCCCCUCGGGCCUGGAUUCCUUCGGCAACCUGGACGUCAGCCCUCCCGUCACCGUGGGCGGCCGGGAGUACCCCCUGGGCCGGAUCCUCGUUGGCGACUGCUUCCCCAAGUCGGUCGGGCGGCGGAUGGCCAAGGUGGUGCGUGACUUCCUGUGGGCCCAGCAGGUGCAGGCGCCUGUGCAGCUCUACUCGGACUGGCUCUCCGUGGGCCACGUGGACGAGUUCCUGAGCUUCGUGCCCACUUCCGACCAAAAGGGCUUCCGGCUGCUCCUGGCCAGCCCCAGCGCCUGCCUCAGACUGUUCCAAGAGAAGAGAGACCAGGGCCAUGGGGAGGCGGCCCAGUUUGAGGGGUUAAAAGACCAGGCCAAGAGGAGCAUCAAUGACAUGCUGGCCGACAGACACCUCAGGAGUGACAGCCUCUACGUACAGAGGUGCAUCGACUGGAACCGCGAGGUGCUGAAGCGGGAGCUGGGCCUGGCCGAGGCGGACAUCGUGGACAUCCCCCAGCUCUUCUCCCUGCAGGGCACCCGCGCCGAGGCCUUCUUCCCCGACAUGGUGAACAUGGUGGUCCUGGGCCAGUACCUGGGCAUCCCCAAGCCCUACGGGCCGGUCAUCGACGGCCGCUGCUGCCUGGAGGAGGAGGUGCGCGCCCUGCUGGAGCCGCUGGGGCUGCACUGCGUCUUCGUGGACGACUUCCUGUCCUACCACAAGCUGCUCGGCGAGGUCCACUGCGGCACCAACGUGCGCCGGCAGCCCUUCGCCUUCAAGUGGUGGCACAUGGUGCCCUGAGCCCGCCCCGCGGCCCCCUCGGCCUUCCUGGGGGGACGCCACCAGGGUGACGAUAAGGACCAGGCAGCGCUGCGUCCCCUGAGGAGCCUCUGUGCCGCCCCCCGCCCUGCCAGGGUGCUGGCCACCGCGGCAGGAGCCUCAGGGGCGGACACCACCCUUCCUGGCCCUGGAGAGACCCACCAGCCCGAGGACCGGCCUCCUCCCCCCCAGCCCCCUGCCGCGGCCCCCAGAGGUUCUGGAGAAGGCGGGCAGCCUCGGCAUGCUGGAGAAGAGCUGCGACGGCCUCGGCGGGCGGCCACUCUGAGUGCUCCCCUCUACUCGGACGCCUCCCUGGGGCACCAGAGUGGCUUUGUGCCCACAUGUCCCGGGCUCUGCCCCCAGGACCCUGGUUUUGAGUCUCCUCUGGCUCAUGCAAGACCAGGAAGGGAGGUCCAAAGUGUCCUCUUUCCCAGGGGACCCAGGCUGUGAUCCCCAGCGCCCUGCAGGUGUACGUAGGCAGACAGGGACCGGAAAACCCAGUGGCCAGGGCCUGUGAAACAAACAAACAAACAACAAUAACAACAAAAGCAAGCCACAGAGACUCUUUAAUGCCCAACUCCGUCCUCAGAAGGUGCUCGUUACUGUGCCCAGAGCCUUUAAUUAGGAGAGCAGGCCACUUCCGGCUGCAAAGUGCUGGAAGGCAAAGUGAGGCCUGGGGAGGCCAGUGAAGAAGGCCUGGGCAGGGGGUUGAGGCCAGAGUGGCAGAGGAGGCUGGGCAGCGAUCUCGGGCCCGGGGCAUGGGGCUCCUGGGCUUUGGAUUUUGGACUCUGAAUCUGAAGGCAGUUGGGUGUUCCAGAUGUGGCAGGGGGUGGGGGACCAUGAGGUUAUCUCUGAGGGUGCGGCUUAAUUUCCUUUAAUAGACUUAAUUAUUCCCCUCCGCUCUGCGGGCAGUGGGAGGGGAAGGCUCGCCCGCUCUCCCUCAGUGACCAGGGACCCUGCAUGUGCCUUGGGUUUUGCCAGUGAGUAAGCCCCUGUGGCAGGAGGAAGGACCAAGACGCCAUGUGAGGCUAAUAGCCCUGGUGAGGUCACAGGCGUGUGGGGGCAGGCUGGGCCGGCUGGGCUGCAGGCGCGGCGGGAGGGAGCCGGCAGCCUGCCCUCCUGCCCCCACCGGCCAUAGGACCGGGGGCUGUGGGCCUGGCCUUCUGCCACAUGGCUCGUGUGGCCUGGAGCUCCUUGGGAACAAAGGCACCUGGAGCUGCCGUGGCUAAUGUGGGUGGGUGGGAACCUGGAUCCUCCCCUUCCAGAAGGUUCCGUGGAGCCCCAUCUGCAAGCUCCCGCUCCUACCGGAGCACGCUCUUCUGUGAUGGUGACCAGCUGAGGCUGAGCCAGGAAGGAAGGGGCAGCUCUUCAGGGCUGAGGGUGUGAGGCCGGGUCAGGAGUCCCUGGGAAAGAGCCCUGGAGGGAGGGAGGAGGGAGGAGCCCAGGGAGGUGAGCCUCGGGAGCCACGCUGAGUGUGGGGCUCUGGAGUCGCUGCCAGGGCUUGGGGGUCCUGGUGUCUGGUCUAAGAACGCUCGGGUGGCCAGUCACCUCUCGGAUCAAUAAAAAUGUCAACGUGCAUUUCGUGA